AUGAAAGGCUCAUUAUUAUUGUUGUCCAUGAUUGCAAGUGCCAUGGCUGCCCCAUUAGAGGGUCAUCAGCACCAUGCUCACCAGCACAAAAGAGCUGUUGUUACUGAGAUUGUCUGGGUUGACGGUCAAGGUAACACAGUAUCUGCUCCAACUGUUUCUGGUGCUUCACCAGUAGCUGCUACAGGUUCUGUUUCAGCAGUUGGUUCUUCUAGCGCUACUGCUACUGCUAUUGCUAGCUCUAGUCCAACUACCUUGUCAACUGUCUACUCUUCAAGUACUUCAAGUGACAGUGAAACAGGUUCCACUUCUCAAACUGAGUCUACUUCGGCCUCCACUGAAUCUUCCCUGGGAUCUUCAGGUUCCUCUGGUAUUAGCGGAGACUUGUCAGCUUUCUCUGACCCAACCAAAGAGUUCGAGGAUGGUAAGUAUUCUUGUUCUUCUGUGCCAACCGGUCAAGGUGUGAUUGCUGUCGACUGGAUUCUGGGUUUGAACGGUGGUUGGACUUCAAUCAUGAACGAAGAUGGCGAUACCUCUUCGACUUGUAAAGAUGGCUACUACUGUUCUUAUGCUUGUCAAGCUGGUAUGUCUAAGACUCAAUGGCCAUCUGAGCAGCCAUCCAACGGUGUUUCCGUCGGUGGUUUGUUGUGUAAGAAUGGUAAGUUGUACAGAGCAAACACUGACAGCAAUUACUUGUGUGAAUGGGGUGCUGACAGUGCUGAAUUUAGCUCCGAAAUUUCCAAGGACGUUGCAAUUUGCAGAACCGACUACCCAGGUUCUGAAAACAUGAAUAUCCCAACAUUAUUAGAAGGUGGUGGUAGUGCUCCAGUUUCUGUUGUUGAUUCUUCUAGCUAUUACAAGUGGUUAGGUGGUAAGACUUCCACUCAAUACUACGUUAACAAUGCAGGUGUAUCUGUUGAAGAUGGUUGUAUCUGGGGUACUUCCGGCUCUGGUGUUGGUAACUGGGCUCCAGUUGUUCUUGGAGCUGGUAAGACCAAUGGUAAUACUUACUUGUCGUUAAUUCCGAACCCAAAUAACAAAGAUCAACCAAACUACAGUAUCAAGAUUGUUGGUUCAAAUGGCGCUAAUGUUAUUGGUGACUGUAAAUACGAAGAUGGCUCUUACUCUGGUGGUGGUUCCGAUGGUUGUACAGUAACUGUUACAUCAGGUACCGCUAAGUUUGUUUUCUACUGA
Molecule: messenger RNA, 1191 nt
Organism: Priceomyces carsonii
Lineage: Eukaryota; Fungi; Ascomycota; Pichiomycetes; Serinales; Debaryomycetaceae
Gene: SIM1
Product: SUN family protein
Exons: 1
Coding region: 1-1191 (396 amino acids)
Biological process (GO): fungal-type cell wall organization
Cellular component (GO): cell surface; fungal-type cell wall
Source: RefSeq, a predicted model, not a curated record